Messenger RNA from Leptopilina heterotoma, 5298 nucleotides. RefSeq lists its product as uncharacterized. The coding region runs from base 1 to 5298 and encodes 1765 amino acids. The record is from RefSeq and is a predicted model, not a curated record. Gene Ontology annotation, biological process: DNA integration. Gene Ontology annotation, molecular function: nucleic acid binding; zinc ion binding. Lineage: Eukaryota; Metazoa; Arthropoda; Insecta; Hymenoptera; Figitidae. The transcript has 2 exons.
AUGCCUACCGAUUCCUCAGAAGAUUUAGCAAAUUUAAAGAGCGAGAGAAGAGUAUUAAAAUCUAAAUUUACCAAAUUUAUUAAUUUUAUUAAAAACGAACAAAAUGCAUCCAAAUACACAGAAGUUCGUUUGCGAAUUCAAAAAAUCGAAGGUAUUUUAGAGCAGUUUGAAGAUAUUCAAUCAAAAAUUGACGCAAUUUCGCAAGACUCAAAUUCCGACGAUUUUGAUAGUUUUGAAACUCUUUAUUACAGCGAAAUGAGUAAAGCUCAUGAUUUGCUUAACAAAGAAAAUGCACGUCCGGUUAUUAACGAUUCACUCACAAAUUCUAGGAAUUUAAACCAAGUUCCUCAAAAUCACAUUCGCUUACCAACUAUUGAACUAACGACAUUUGAUGGUUCAUACGAUAAAUGGUUGGAUUUCUUUAAUUCUUUUACGUCAAUGGUUCACAAUAAUCGAGAUCUUUCAGAUUUACAAAAGUUACAUUAUUUAAGGUCGUGUCUUAAGGGAGAAGCAAUGUCAAUUAUCUCCUCUUUAGAAUGUUCAAUAGAAAAUUAUUCCAUCUCUUGGGAAUUGCUUCAAAAAAGAUUUGACAAUAAACGCAUAAUCAUUCGAACUCAUGUAGAUGCAUUGUUAGAAUAUCCAAAAUUAAUAAAGGAAUCUGCCCAGGAAUUAAGGAAAUUGUUAGAUCUUGUGCAAAUUCAUUUACGAGCAUUAAAAUCAUUAAAUGAGCCAGUAGAUUCUUGGGACACCUUAAUCAUACACCUUAUCACAUUAAAACUCGAUAGAAAUACACACAAAGAAUGGGAAGAGUCAAUUGUUGGAUCAGAUAUGCCAAAAAUGAAAAAAUUUUUGUUAUUUCUGGAACAACGAUGUCAAAUUUUACAAAUCGCAUCAAUUAAUUUAAACAUGCAUUCAAAUAAUGCAGGUAAUUCAGUUCCAAAAAACAAACCACAGAAUACACAAAAAAAACAAGCGCUUAUGGUUGCUGGAAAAUCUAAUUUAUGUAUUAUUUGUAAUGCCGAACACAGAUUAUAUAAAUGCGAAAUGUUCUUAAAACUCAGUAUUAAGGAACGGGUAGAAAAAUUAAAGGAAGCCAAGGUAUGUUUCAAUUGUUUAAAUAGCGGACAUAUCAAUUCAGAAUGCAAAUGGACGGGUUGUCGUAAAUGCGGGAAAAAUCAUAAUACAUUACUACAUUAUGAGGGAAGGAAUGAUAAUUCGAAAGAAGGAUCAAAUAAGGAAAUCAAUACAACCACAAAUAAUCCAACUCCUCAAGUUUGUAGCGCUAUAAUGACAUCUCAAGUUUUGCUUUCAACUGCUGUAAUUAAAAUGAGGGCUAGCGAUAACAGUCUCAAACAAGCGCGCGUUCUAUUAGAUAAUGGAUCCCAAUCGAAUUUUAUCACUGAAAAUUUUGCAAAAUCGUUAAAUCUCCCAACAAAAAAAAUCAACCUUCCAGUUGAAGGGUUGAAUCAGAUUGAAACGCGUAUAAACCAAUCUAUUAACACACAAAUAUUUUCUAAACAUUCCAAUUACAAGGAAAAUGUCGAAUUUCUCGUUAUACCUCAAAUCUGUAAUUUAUUGCCGAAUCAAUUCAUUGAUAGAUGCGCACUUACCAUUCCACAUAAUAUUCAGCUAGCAGAUCCGGAAUUUUAUAAACCAAAUCACAUUGAUGCAUUACUCGGAGUAGAAAUCUUUUAUGAUUUGCUUAUGCUGGGUCAGAUUGAGAUACCAGGCCAUAAAGCCAAAUUACACAAAACACAGUUAGGGUGGAUAAUCUCAGGUAAGCUCGGAUCAGGUAGGAAAUGUAAACCUUCUACUAGUAUGCUCACGCUAGGUACACUAAAUAAAAACAUUUGUCAAUUUUGGGAAUUAGAAGAAAUAAAAGAUAAAACCUUUUUAUCCGAAGAGCAAUUUGAAGUUGAAGAGCAUUUUAAAAGAACCACACAACGCGAUCCUCAAACAGGAAAUUAUACAGUUUCUCUACCAUUUAAUAAAAAGGUAGAAAAUUUAGGAGAGUCAUUCAAACUAGUUGAAAAACAAUUUUUAGCGUUAGAGCGAAGACUUGCAAAAAACCCAGAUUUAAAAUCCGCGUAUGUAAAAGGCAUGCAAGAAUCAAUACAAUUAGGGCAUAUGGUUGAAAUUAACGAUGACGAUAUUCAAAAGCGACAUUGUUUUUUACCACAUCACCCUGUAAUAAAAGAAUCGAGUUCCUCUACUAAGACUAGAAUCGUAUCCAACGCGUCCUUUAAAACAAGCUCAGGGAUUUCUUUGAAUGAUUGUUUGAAAGUGGGUGCCGUUGUUCAAAAUAGUAGCUUUGAAAUCACACUAAAAUUCAGAACACACCAAAUUGUUUUAGUAGCAGACAUUGAAAAAAUGUACAAGCAAGUACUUUUAAACAAAGAUGAUGCGCAAUAUCAAUUAGCACUCUGGAGAGAAAACGAAAACGAAAUAAUAAAGAAAUUUAUUAUUCCCGUAGUUUUGUUCGGAACCUCCGCAGCUCCUUUUUUAGCAACACGUAUUUUAAAUCAAUUAGCUGAAGACGAAAGAGAUCGUUUUCCUUUAGGCAGCAAAGCUUUAAAGGAAGACUGCUACGUAGACGACAUAAUGACAGGAGAUGACGACAUAAUAAAGACUAUACAACUUCGGGACGAAUUAAUAAAUAUUACCCAAUCAGCAGGGUUUCGGUUAAGAAAAUGGAUUUCAAACCACCCGGAAGUGGUAGAAUCUUUGGCUGAAUCUAAUGAAAACAUAGAUUUGCUUAUUAAUAAAGGUAUAGAAACUAAAGCACUCGGUAUUCAGUGGAAUACAAUCUCCGAUGAAUUUGUUUACAAACUUGUUGAGAAACCAGACCAUAAAUAUACAAAACGUACCAUCUUAUCUAUCAUUGCUGGAUUAUACGAUCCCAUAGGUUUAUUAGGGCCAAUUAUAGUGUCAGCAAAAAUUGUUAUGCAACAACUGUGGCAAUGUAACAUAGAUUGGGAUGAGUCAGUUCCACAUACUAUUUACACCCAAUGGCAAAAAAUCGAAAGUCAAUUGCCACUAUUAAAUGAAGUCAAAUUUAAUCGAAAGGUUAUAAUCAAAGAUGCAGUUCGUAUUGAAGUGCAUGGGUUUUGCGAUGCAAGCGAAAAGGCAUACGGAGCCUGCAUUUAUAUUAGGUCGGAAAAUUCUAACGGGAAUGUUCUCACAAAUCUUUUAUGUUCAAAAAAUCGCGUUGCGCCAUUGAAGGUAAUUUCGCUUCCAAAAUUAGAGUUGUGCGGAGCAUUGUUGUUAUCACGUUUAAUUAAAUCAAUAUUACCCGUAAUAAAAAGGCCAAUUGAUGAAAUCCUUUUAUGGUCGGACUCCACCAUUACUUUGCAAUGGAUUACCACACAACCAAAUUUAUUGAAAACAUUCGUCGCAAAUCGAGUUGUGGAAAUCACUGAUGCAACGAAGACAAUGAAGUGGAGGCACGUGUCUUCACAGGACAACGCAGCCGAUGUCCUUUCGCGCGGACAGCUUCCUGCUGAGUUCUUAAACAAUGCUUUGUGGAAAAGCGGUCCACAAUGGCUUAGUGAAAACCGAUCUGAAUGGCCUAAUGACCACAGGCAGGUAGUUCCGUUACUAGAAAUGAAGACAAUAGUGUCACUACCCGCGGCAUUAAAUCAAAACGCAAUGUUAUAUAAAUAUUCUAACAUUAAUAAAUUUACACGAAUUAUUGCAUUUAUAUUGCGGUUCUUAAACAAUGCAUCGAAAAAUAAAGUUCCAUCUCGCGGUUCUUUAACCAUCACUGAAUUAAAAAACGCACUGAUAGUUAUUUUAAAAAUGACUCAGAGAGAAUGUUUCUCUGAAGAAAUCAAACAGCUGAAAAAAGAAAAAUGCGUACAUGUAAAAAGCGAUCUCCGUUCUCUUAACCCUUUUUUAGAUAAUGACGGAUUACUGAGAGUAGGGGGAAGAUUAAAAAAUUCAAGUCUUACUUAUUCGGAAAAAUAUCCCAUCAUUUUACCGAAAGGUCAUCAUGUCACGACUUUGAUUAUUCGCGAGCAACAUUUAAUGAAUUUGCACGGAGGAACACAAUUAACUUUAAAUUCAGUUAGGGCGAAAUAUUGGCCAAUCAAUGGAAAAAAUGUUACCAAAUCAGUUAUACGCAAAUGUGUUACUUGUUUUCGUGCAAACCCAAUGGAUCAAAACUAUUUUAUGGGCGAUCUCCCACGCGAUAGAGUAGUACAAUCACGACCCUUUCUAAAUGUGGGACUCGAUUAUUGUGGUCCAUUUUUUAUCAAGGAGAAAAAAUUUCGAAAUCGUGGUAAAGUAAAAACUUACGCGUGCAUUUUUGUUUGUUUGGCAACUAAGGCUAUUCACAUUGAAUUAAUCACAGAUUUAACGACGGAAGCAUUUCUUGGCGGCUUGCGUCGAUUUUUUUCAAGGCGUGGAUAUUCUUCGAAUAUUUAUUCCGACAAUGCCACGAAUUUUGUAGGAGCAAAAAACGAACUUCACGAUUUAAAUAAAUUUAUUAAUGAAACUGAACACACAGAGGAAUUUACAAAUUUUCUUACAAACAAAAAAAUUCAGUGGCACUUUUCGCCACCUCGAUCACCUCACUUUGGAGGGCUGUGGGAGGCGGCAGUCAAAUCGUUUAAAUCCCAUUUUAAGAAAACGGUCGGGGAUGCCUUGUUUACUUAUGAGGAAUUGUUAACCUAUACAACUGAAAUCGAAGCCAUCCUUAAUUCCCGUCCCAUCACACCUUUAUCUGACGAUCCCAAUGAUUUACAAGCCCUUACUCCUGCGCAUUUCCUUAUUGGAGAUAUAUUCACAAAUCUUCCCGAUCUCAACCUGAGGGAUACUCCAACGAAUCGUUUAUCCAGCUGGCAACAUAUUCAGUACGUGCGACAACAUUUUUGGAGGAGAUGGUCAAAGGAAUAUCUCAAUCAGCUGACGGUCCGAUCAAAAUGGCAAUUCAAGAAACCGGACAAUAUAACCAUUGGGACAAUGGUUCUUUUGAAGGAAGACAAUGUUCCACCCCUUCGCUGGCCUUUAGGACGGAUAACAGAAAUUUUUCCGGGAGAAGAUGGCCUCAUCAGAGUCAUCACAGUCAAAACACAUGCGGGGACCUACAAGCGCUCCACUAGAGGCGUGGCACGUCUCCCCAUUGAAUAUUGGUGGUCGUCGUCGGACGUUGCACUAUUGGCAUUACAUGCAGUCAAUAACGUUGAACAGGCCAGGUUGCAAUUAAUUGCCGCUAAACGUCCUCAUGAGCAACAGGUAAGGAAGAAGAUUAAUUUAUUAGCAACAUCGAGAUAUGUGCAAAUAGAAUUAUUCCGUUGA